UUAACCUAUAUAUCCCAAAUUUAUAAAUAUAUUUUUGUUUACAAUAUUACACGCCCUUUUCCAAAAAUAAAUUUUUCAAUACCUUUCAAUCAUGAACGAAGAGUACUUUAAUUGUCCGGAAUUUAAGCCAAAAAUGCACAAAAAAUUACUUAAAUAUAUUUUGAGAGAAAUUCCUAGAAAUGAUGGAUCAUCAGAUGCUAACAGGGUUGUUAUCGCUCAUUUUGCCGUAUUAGGAUUAGGAAUAUUAGGAGAACUGGAUAGUAUAACUGAAUAUGAGAAGGAAAAAUUAAUUAAAUGGAUUUAUUCAUUACAAGUAGUUGAUGACGAGGAAUUGGUUAGUGGUUUUCAAGGUAGUUCAAUCAUGAACACUAAAGAUAAUAAAAACAAGAAUUCCCCAUACAAAUGGGGACACAUUACAAAUACAUAUUCUGCCCUAGCUAUUUUAUUAUUGUUAGGAGACGAUCUCUCUAAAGUAAAUAAGAAAUCAAUCCUCUUGAGUUUACGAGCUCUACAGAAUGAUGAUGGCUCGUUUACUGCUACUCGUCUUGGGGGUACUGAAAGUGAUAUGAGAUUUGUGUUUUGUGCAGCCUCUAUCAGCUACAUUCUGAAUGAUUGGUCUGGCUUAGAUAUGAAACAAAUGAUUGAAUAUGUACAUAAUUGUAUUUCUUAUGAACAAGCUUUCGGCCAAGUACCUGGCUCAGAGAGUCAUUCAGGAUCAACUUUCUGCGCUCUAGCCUCUCUAUACCUCAGUGAAAAUAUGGAUAAACUUUCAGAGUGUCAGAAAGAAGGACUCGUAAGAUGGCUUGUAAACAAGGUCGAUUUUGGUUUUAGCGGCCGAACAAAUAAACCAGUUGAUACUUGUUAUUCCUUUUGGACGGGGGGUUCUCUUCAACUCCUUGGGGCCUACAAGUUAAUAGCUCCAUACGAAAGACAGAGACACAAGUUGAUGUUUGCACAACACAGAAAUGGCGGUCUUUCCAAGUACGAGGACUUUCCUCCUGAUCCGUUGCACACUUCUCUGGGACUUGCUGGGCUGAGCAUGAUGGGGAUUGAUCAUUUAGAAGAGGUCCAUGUUCCUUUGGUGAUCACCAACAAGGCCCAUGAACACUUGAAGUUCUUGCAUAACCAAUGGAGCCAAUUUUAACGAUAUCGUCUUAGGAAAUGAGCAAGUAAAAAGACAGUCAAUAUCAAAACGAGCAAUUUAGGUGAGGUUGAAUCUAUCUGAAAAGUUAUGUGGAGACAUCAUAAAUAUUUUAUUCAAUGACAUCAGAAGCCUACUGUUAAUUUAUAGUGAAUUAUUUGAUUCUUGCGGUCUUGGUUUGAUGAAAACUAUUUCAGAAUUUCAACAAUUUCUUAAUUUUUUAUUUAUAUUUGCAUUUUAAAUAUUACAUGUGAAAGAUUAGAUGCCAUUUAAGAUUUAAAAAAGAAUUGCCAUUAUUAAACAUCAUUUUUAACUUAAGAUAAUAGGAAUACAACUUAUUUUAAUUUGAAAAGUUAAAAAAGAAAUCUAACCGGGAGGUUAAUUUAGUCAAUUUUAUAGACCAAUAAUUAUUAUCAGAUUCGAGUAUUAAUAAUGACAAUUUUCAUUUAUUGCAAAACCUCAUAGAAAAAAAAAACUGAAACAAGGAAUCACAUAACUGGUGUUUUUGUUUUCACAAAAAAUCUUGAUUUUAUCUAAUGUGAAUUUGAAAAAUUUAUGAUAUCAAUGAAAAGAAAAAUAUUUAGGAAUUCCGAUGUAUGUAAUCUUUUCUGAAGACAUAUGAACAAGCACAAAGAAACCAGGAAGAUAAUUUAUAUUUAUUUGGUAAAUAUGUAAUAUUCGUCAAGAUAUAUAUGUAUGUAGAUUUUUUAUGAAUUGAAUAAAAAUAAUUUUUGCUUGAA
Molecule: messenger RNA, 1881 nt
Organism: Harmonia axyridis
Lineage: Eukaryota; Metazoa; Arthropoda; Insecta; Coleoptera; Coccinellidae
Gene: betaggt-I
Product: geranylgeranyl transferase type-1 subunit beta
Exons: 5
Coding region: 92-1144 (350 amino acids)
Biological process (GO): protein geranylgeranylation
Cellular component (GO): CAAX-protein geranylgeranyltransferase complex
Molecular function (GO): CAAX-protein geranylgeranyltransferase activity
Source: RefSeq, a predicted model, not a curated record